Molecule: messenger RNA, 660 nt
Organism: Aspergillus ibericus CBS 121593
Lineage: Eukaryota; Fungi; Ascomycota; Eurotiomycetes; Eurotiales; Aspergillaceae
Product: putative DUF814 domain protein
Exons: 4
Coding region: 1-660 (219 amino acids)
Source: RefSeq, a predicted model, not a curated record
AUGGUUUACUAUUUUACGUCGAAUGUGGUUCAACCCUCUGCUUUCAUCUAUGUCGGGAAAGAUAAAUUUGAGAAUGAGGAUCUCAUAAAGUAUGGGUUAGAGCAGGACGUCUGGUACCGUGACCCUUGCGCUUUCCAUGUCGACAACCUGUCCAGUGCUCACGUCUACGUCCGCCUCCGGGAAGGUGAAACAUGGGACAACAUCCCAGAGCAGCUCCUAGAAGAUUGCGCACAGCUUACAAAGGCGAAUUCGAUCGAAGGGAACAAGAAGGACAACAUCACCGUGAUCUACACACCGUGGUCGAAUCUCCUGAAAGACGGUUCUAUGACAACUGGCCAGGUCUCUUUCCACAAUCCUAAAUUGGUCCGCAAGGUUUAUGUUCGACAACGGGAGAAUCCCAUUGUCAAUCGACUGAACAAGACCCGUGUUGAAAAGUUCCCCGACCUCAGGGCGGAGAAGGAUGAAUAUCUGAGGAAGAAGCAAAAAGAGGAACGUAAGGUACGAGAAGAGCAGCGCUCGAGGGAGAAGCAGGAGCGGAGGGAACGAGAGCAAUUGAAAUGGCAGAAAGACCAUGCCUAUGAUGACCUGAUGAGCGAGGAAAACAUCCAGGCGAGCAGCAACCAAGACCGGGAUCCGGACUUUCUCGACGACUUUAUGUGA